AACGGUCAAGCGCAAUGGUGUGCCAAUACUCGGAUAAUGCCAUCAAUACGCACUCACAGCUUUUCAAAUUCCAACUAAGCCUGCUCGCGCUUGCUACAACACUCUUGGCCGUAACUCCCACCAUCGAUGGCGCCAAAAUACUCGCAGUCUAUGCAUAUCCGGGCAAAAGUCAUUUUAUGAUGCAUCGUGUGCUGAUAAGCGAGUUAGUGAAGCAUGGACAUGAGGUAACAAUGAUAACGGCAUUCACACUGUCGCCGCUCAAUCUAGGCAGUAAUUACACAGAAAUACUCAUCGAACCGGUUUACGACUACUUGAAGGACGUACAAACGAAUGCUGGCGCCAAUUCGAUUUUUGACAUGUCCAAAGACGUAUCCGGCUUUUUGGGUAUGAUUAAAUCAAUUUGCAUAGCCAGCACAGAACAUGCGCUCAAACAGGCCAAAGUGCAGGCGAUCAUCAAUGCCGAACACACUAAAGGUGUCUACGAUUUGCUGCUGGUGGAACAGUUCUAUCAGGAUGCAUUUUUGGCUUUGGCACAUAUCUACAAUGUGCCCGUAAUCAGCACUGCCACAUUUGCCAAGGAACAUUAUAUGAGUCAAAUGUUUGGCCUAAUAACGCCUUGGUCAUAUGUGCCACAUGGAUCGCUGCCACUCACAGAUCGCAUGAGUUUUUGGGAACGCGUACAAAAUGUGUAUAAUUCGCUUGAUACAGAUUUUAGUAGGGAGUUUAAGUAUUUUCCAGUGGUCGAUGCGAUGGUGAAGAAAUAUUUCAGACAUUUACCGAUCAAAUUCCCCAGCGCCUCAGCGAUGAACAAAAAUCUCUCCGCCAUCUUUAUCAAUAACUACACACCUUUAUCGACUGCAGGUCCAACCAUGGACAAUAUGAUAAAUGUCGGAGGCAUGCACAUUUAUCCACCGAAACCACUUCCCACAGAAAUUCAAUCGUUUUUGGAUGGAGCUGAGCAAGGCGCUGUCUAUUUCAGCCUGGGCAGCCAAGUGAAAAGCAAAGAUAUGCCAGUGGAAAAGCUUUUAAUUUUUCUCGAUGUAUUUCGUAGUAUGCAGCAGCGUGUCUUAUGGAAAUUCGAAAAUGAAAGCAUUAUUAAUAUACCCGCAAAUGUUAUGGUGAAGAAAUGGUUGCCACAAAGUGACAUCUUGGCACACCCUAAUGUACGCGUAUUCAUCACGCAUGGCGGGCAGCUGGGCUUGCAGGAAGGUGUGCAUUAUGCAGUGCCAAUGCUGGGUAUGCCCUUCUACUGUGAUCAGCACCUCAAUCUGAAGAAAGCUGAAUUUGGCGGCUAUGCCGUUACCUUGGAUUUCCAUAAGCUUACACGUGAAACUUUGAAGGACGGUCUGCACCAGUUGCUCUUCAACGCCACCUAUCGCGAAAAUAUCAAACAAAUUUCACGCAUUUUCCACGAUCGUCCAAUGGGGCCGCGUGAGACGGCACUCUACUGGAUCGACUAUGUGAUACGCCACAAUGGGGCGCGUCAUUUGCGCGCUGCUGGCUUGGAUUUGAAAUGGUACCAAUUCUAUUUGUUGGAUGUAGCUGCUCUCUUCAUGGCUAUUAUGUUUUCAAUAAUGGGAAUUGGUUUUGUAUUCGUGCGUUGGCUGUUACGGCGCUGCAGCAGUGGCAAGCCACAAAAGAAAAAACUCAAUGAUGAAUAGUUUUCAAAUACCUCUGUCAAUGAAAGUGUAUAUCCUUACGUUACUUUUAAGUUCUAGACUGGUACAAUUACUAAUUUUAAUAUAUGUAUAUAUUUUUUUACGUAGAAAUAACUGAAAUAAAAUUAAUUCAUCUGAGCUAUCGCCAGUUGAA
Rhagoletis zephyria (snowberry fruit fly) is the source of this 1812-nucleotide messenger RNA. Its product is annotated as UDP-glucuronosyltransferase 2B15-like. The record is from RefSeq and is a predicted model, not a curated record. Lineage: Eukaryota; Metazoa; Arthropoda; Insecta; Diptera; Tephritidae. Gene Ontology annotation, molecular function: UDP-glycosyltransferase activity.